Molecule: messenger RNA, 3332 nt
Organism: Carassius gibelio (silver crucian carp)
Lineage: Eukaryota; Metazoa; Chordata; Actinopteri; Cypriniformes; Cyprinidae
Product: transmembrane protein 184A
Exons: 9
Coding region: 640-1920 (426 amino acids)
Biological process (GO): transport
Cellular component (GO): early endosome membrane
Molecular function (GO): transporter activity
Source: RefSeq, a predicted model, not a curated record
UAUGGUCCUUUUGUAUCUCAAAGUGGCCUAGAGUACCUGAAUUAUGUCCUAUAUUGUUUUUAUCAGUAUGCACAGCUCUGUCACAGAUUUACUCUCUGAGCUUUACAUUGGUGUAUCAAUUGACAUUGCACGUGUGCAGUUAGAAUACUGUAACUUUGAUCGACAGGUGCCCGUCCCUGUAUGUCAAGUCACGUGACCAAGGAUUAAAGUCGCAAGGUCACAUGACCUGGCAGUGCUGUUUUGUCGCUAAGUACACCUGCCCUAAUUUGAGACGGAGCGACGAGCCUGUUUGUUGUGUUUUGGAAAAAGCCUUUAGAAAAACAGUCAUCUUGUACCGUUUUCUUCUUCUCUUCGGGAUUUUUAUAAAGAUCAAUUAGAUUCCGGGCUGUUUCCACCGAGCUGACUGACGCACGUCAGACCUGUCAAUAAUAGUUCAACGAGGAAGUGCGCUUGAGACAUCGCGCGGGCCGUGUCUACCUUUGGCUUCAUGUCGUAUAUUUAUGUUUCUUUAGUCUCUCGUCCACGUAAUCUAUUUAUUAUUUUAGUCCCAGUGCGAUGUUCAGAGAGAAGUUAGGUUUAUGGUAAAGUAAUUCGAGUUUGAUCGCACUAAACUCUCACAGGUGUUGACACUGUAUCAGGAUGAAUGAGUCUGUGACUGCUAAAGCAAAUUUCAGCACUUUGUCAAUGGAUUCGGAUAAAAACAUGAAUAAUUCCGUUCCUUUGUCAUCAUACUCCGUGCUGUCAAAUAUAACCGGCAUGUCAAACAUAACCGUGAUCAGAUCAAGUAAUGGGACUGAAAUAGUGGGGGACGACCAGCUCUUCCUCAACACCCGCACGGCCCAAGCCUUGUCAGGGAUUUUCGUUUGGUCUGCACUCUUCAUCACCUGUCAUCAGAUAUACCUGCACUUAAGGUCGUACACAGUGCCAAAUGAGCAGCGCUACAUCAUCCGCAUCCUUUUCAUCGUCCCCAUCUUUGCUUUUGACUCCUGGCUCAGCCUGCUGUUCAUCAGUAAUGACCAGUAUUAUGUGUAUUUCGACUCCGUUCGUGACUGUUAUGAAGCAUUUGUGAUCUACAACUUCCUGAGUCUAUCUUUUGAGUACCUUGGAGGAGAAAGUGCCAUCAUGUCGGAAAUAAGAGGAAAACCUAUUCAGUCUAGUUGCCUUUACGGGACGUGCUGUUUGGUAGGAAUGAGUUACUCCAUUGGCUUUCUGAGAUUCUGCAAGCAGGCCACACUUCAGUUCUGUGUUGUGAAGCCCAUCAUGGCUGUCAUCACCAUCCUUCUGCAGGCUUUUGGCAAAUAUCACGAUGGAGACUUUAAUGUAACGGGAGGUUACCUUUACAUCACCAUCAUCUACAACAUUUCUGUCAGUUUGGCUCUCUAUGCCCUCUUUCUCUUCUACUUUGCGACCAGUGACCUUCUGAGACCUUUUGAGCCUGUGCUCAAAUUCCUCACCAUCAAAUCCGUCAUCUUUCUCUCCUUCUGGCAAGGUAUGGUAUUGGCCAUUCUGGAGCGAUGUGGUGUAAUCCCAGAAGCUCUUGUCAUUGAUGGUUAUGAGGUGGGGGCUGGUACAGUGGCAGCUGGUUGGCAGAACUUCAUCAUCUGCAUCGAAAUGGUCUUUGCCGCCAUCGCCCUCCGCUACGCCUUUACCUCCAGUGUUUACCGCGAGAAGAAGAGUGAAGCACCAGAGAAUGUAGCACCUAUGCACAGCAUAUCCAGCGGCCUGAAGGAGACCAUUAACCCUGGAGACAUGGUUCAGGAUGCAAUCCACAACUUCUCUCCGGCUUACCAACAGUACACCCAGCAGUCCACCCAGGAAGUGGUGCAGCCCAACAUGAAUGGCAAGCCUGGGAUCAGCACCUCAAAGAGUUCGAAGAAAUCUGACAAAGUGAUGCUGAUCGACACUGAUGAUGAGCUCUAGUGCCCCGUUUGUCCCGAUCUUUCUAUUUAUUUAAUCCAAAACGAAUUUGACUCUAUAACUUUAAUGAGGACACUAAUCAUGUAAAUCAGCUCAUGAAUUUUAAAAAAGAGAGUUCAGUAAAGGGAUCUGAACAGUUACCUUACAAGGGAUAAGAGUAGACUGUGUCAGGUAGGGGGUUGUUAUGUUUUCCUCAUUGUAGUCCUGGAGCUCAUCCUUUCCUGAUCCUCUGUAGUGGUGGGCGAUCCGGCCUUGUAAUGGAGAGUUCACUUCUCUUCUCUGACCCAUUUUGAGGCAUGGCCAAAAAACAUGAGGCAUGGGGUGCUGUUCAGAUGGAAUGAAUCGGGGACUGACACUUUAGGGAGCCAUUCUUGCAUCUGGUCGUUUGAAGUAUUUGCUCAGCAGCCCUCUGCUUGGUCUCUGGAUGAAUUGAACUGGCUCAUAAAAUGCGCUAGUUUUUUAGAGAUCACACUUCAAACUGUUGUCUGCUGCUCUUUGAAACCUUUGUAUCACACAUGCCACUCGGACAAAGUGGGGGACUGAGCACUGCCCCCGCUUGAUAUGGAGGUUCAUUAAUUUUCACACCAGGCCUUCAAAGAGUGUGAGAUCUGAUGCAAAAAUGCAAGUCUCGGCCAUCAUCGCGUAUUUUAAUUGCAAAUCAUUUGUAUUCCGCCAUUAUUUGGUUGGUUAAAGCUUUAACCUGUGCCACUGUAAGUGUAUAAUGGCACAGGUGUUACUGGGGUGUGUUCGUUUGUUAAUGUUAAAUUAUCUUGUUUAGUUCUCCACUGUUUGCCUUUAAAAGGCAGUUUCCCUUAAUUGUUUGUAAACAGUCCAAAAUGAAAUGCAUAUAGUUAAUUAUCAUACCAAGCUAUUGAAAUGUUUAUUUACUACGUAUUACCACAAAGUCCUGGUCAGUACUAUCCAAACAGAAUUUAAAGUUUUUGAAGCCCUGUCUUUUGAAGUUUCUGAGCACUGUGCAUUGAUAGAGAAUUGUUUUUAAAAUAUCGGUUGAUGUAUUUGUUAAUCUGAUUAAACUACAGUAGUUACUUUGUUUUGCAAAUACUUUUAGCAAAGAAAAGGACUUCAAAAUGCAACAGCCUAUGUUUUGUGAUUCAGAGUUGCUCUCUUCCCUUUAUAGACAAAAUAAGUUGACUUAUUUUGUCUAUAAAAUAUCCAUACUUGUAAACUUUGUUAAAUGGAUAUUAAGAGGCAGCAUUAUGCGAGUAGGACUUGUGCCAAUGAUUGCUGCCUUGCAGCUGUGAAUGAAGGAAUUGAAGUGUGUAUAGCCUAUCAGUGUGAAUCAGAGUAUAUGUGGACCUAGUCAUCUGUAAACAGAUACUGGAUACUGAUAUUUUAGCUACCUGUACAGUUGAUUUUGUUGACUACAUCUUAUAAGAAAUAAAUGAUGAAAGGGA